AUGUUCAAGGCGCAGGUGCUGCGGAGGAACUUCUCCCUCUUCAACAGGGUGUCCUCGUCGCGCAUAGCACAGUCCGCCGCGCGCAACGGCCAUGAGACUGUGACGGUGCAGCGCUUCCGCAUACGCAAGCCUUUUGUCAGCAGAUCACGCUUAGUCGGCAUAGUCGCAGUCUCGUGGGCCUCGUACAGCAUCAUACAAUACCUCGGCCUGGAAGUCCAAGUUGAAGUUAUAGAGAAGGAGCAAAAGCCCCCGGGUCCAGGCAACUCCAUCCAAAACCAAGACGAAGACAAACCUGACGCAGGAUGGGAACAGGCGACUGGCGAAGAGGAGGAUGACGAUGACGAUGAUGAAGACUACGAUGAUGUUCUACUCUUCCUGCCCACAGGCUUCUCGCGGCCAGCACCCAGGAUGUUCUGGCGAGGCUCAGACCCAGAGUGGCAGGAGUUUAGAAAGAUCGCCACAGACGGCGCAAGGAUCAACAAGAUACGCGGAGAGCUGGCUACCAUGGUGCGCACCUCAGCUGUCAUGGACGCUUUAUGGGUCAAGACCAUUGGCAAAGUCGAUUCCAGCAAAGGCAAACAAUGGAUCGACAUCAACUUCCCCCCAGGCCCACCUCCCGAAUUCGAGCGCCCGGGUAUCGAGUUGACAGAAGACCUGGAGUGGCGGAGGGCGACACGGCCAGUAGAACACCUCGCCCACCAACGUCUAAACCAGCUCAUCUAUCCCACUGCCGUCGGCACUGCCCUCUACCAGGACACAAAGCGCAAGGCUGAGCAAUCUUGGAAGGGCCUCAAAGCAUACAUGGGCUGGGAAGUGAAGCCUGAGCACACCGCACUCUACGAAGGCAUGCUGCAACGACUACCCAACCACCCAGCAUUACCCAGCUCCGUCACCACACCACCCAACACUGCAUCAACUUCCCCACCAACAAGCACACCGCAAACCACCACAUCACCCUCAGACAGUCCCACCAAAGACGUCGGCAUCGCCCUACCACGCGCCAAAGACAUGACGCUCGACCUCGGCGACUUCCGCAAAGACUUCCGCAAGGCAUUCAAACCGUACGCCCCCGAGCCUCCUCGCGGCUGUUUCAACGUCCUGGGCCUGAUAGAAGUCUACGGUGACCGUGCGCGCAUAACACUCCAAGUUAAAGCUAUCUACGAUCCAAAGCAAGCUCGUUAUGUCGGUGUUCAGGUCAAUAUGUUUAACUUUGUGGAGCAUCGACAGCAGCCGAGGGGUGGGCCUUGA
Molecule: messenger RNA, 1248 nt
Organism: Dothidotthia symphoricarpi CBS 119687
Lineage: Eukaryota; Fungi; Ascomycota; Dothideomycetes; Pleosporales; Dothidotthiaceae
Exons: 3
Coding region: 1-1248 (415 amino acids)
Source: RefSeq, a predicted model, not a curated record